Messenger RNA from Arabidopsis lyrata subsp. lyrata, 1844 nucleotides. Its product is annotated as pentatricopeptide repeat-containing protein At5g59600. Gene Ontology annotation, biological process: RNA modification. Gene Ontology annotation, molecular function: protein binding; RNA binding. Bases 90 to 1694 code for a protein of 534 amino acids. The transcript has a single exon. The record is from RefSeq and is a predicted model, not a curated record. NCBI's taxonomy places the organism in Eukaryota, Viridiplantae, Streptophyta, Magnoliopsida, Brassicales, Brassicaceae.
CUCUGUCCGAUAAAAAUGGGAGCUUUAAUACUUCAAUCUAUCAUCAGUAAUGCGGUUUUUGAUAAGUUUUGAAGCUUUGAUUCUUACCCAUGAAUAAAUUUGCCACCAUUCCUUGUUCUGUUCGGUUAUUGUCAAUCGGUUCUUAUGUUGAACUCAUCGAAGCCAACAGUCGAGAUCGACUGCUUUGUGGAGGAAUAGUGCUUCAUGCUCAUUUAGUGACAUCUGGGAUUGCUCGCUUGACGAGAAUUGCUGCUAAGCUUGUAUCUUUUUAUGUUGAAUGUGGGAAAGUUUUAGAUGCGAGGAAGGUGUUCGAUGAAAUGCCCAAGAGAGAUAUUAGUGGAUGGGUUGUCAUGAUUGGGGCUUGUGCUCGAUAUGGGUAUUACCAGGAGUCUUUGGAUAUCUUCAGGGAAAUGAAUAAAGAAGGUUUAAAACUUGAUGUUUUCAUUGUUCCUAGUCUUCUUAAAGCCAGUCGCAAUCUGCUUGAUCGAGAAUUUGGGAAGAUGAUACAUUGUCUUGUGCUGAAGUGUUCGUUUGAGUCUGAUGCUUUUAUAGUUAGCUCGCUUAUUGAUAUGUACUCGAAGUUCGGGGAGGUAGUGAAUGCGAGGAAGGUGUUCGAUGAUUUGGGUGAACAAGAUUUGGUCGUGUUCAAUGCUAUGAUCUCUGGUUAUGCUAACAAUAGCCAAGCAGAUGAAGCAUUGAACUUGGUGAAAGAUAUGAAACUACUGGGAAUAAAACCUGAUAUUAUCACUUGGAAUGCUCUAAUUUCAGGGUUCUCGCAUAUGGGAAAUGAAGAAAAAGUAUCUGAGAUUCUUGAGUUGAUGUGUUUGGAUGGUUACAUGCCCGACGUUGUGUCUUGGACUUCUAUUAUAUCAGGCCUUGUACAUAAUUUUCAGAAUGAGAAAGCUUUUGAUGCUUUUAAACAGAUGUUAACUCAUGGGUUGUAUCCAAACUCAGCUACAAUCACAACUCUUUUGCCUGCUUGUACGACACUUGCAAAUAUGAAGCACGGGAAGGAGAUACACGGUUACUCUGUAGUCACUGGACUAGAAGAUCACGGUUUUGUUAGAAGUGCUUUGCUUGAUAUGUAUGGGAAAUGUGGAUUCAUAUCAGAAGCAAUGAUCUUGUUUCGCAAGACGCCAAAGAAGACAACAGUUACUUUCAACUCGAUGAUCUUCUGUUACGCAAAUCACGGGCUCUCAGACAAAGCAGUUGAGCUAUUUGAUCAGAUGGAAGCCACAGGAGAGAAACUCGAUCACUUAACAUUCACAGCCAUCCUCACAGCCUGCAGCCAUGCCGGGUUAACUGAUCUUGGACAAAAUUUGUUCCAUUUGAUGCAAACCAAGUACAGAAUCGAGCCGAGAUUGGAGCAUUAUGCUUGUAUGGUGGAUCUUCUCGGACGAGCAGGGAAGCUUGUUGAGGCCUAUGAAAUGAUGAAGACUAUGCGAAUGGAGCCGGAUUUGUUUGUGUGGGGUGCUUUGUUAGGUGCGUGUAGGAAUCACGGGAACAUGGAGCUUGCAAGGAUUGCAGCAAAGCGCUUAGCAGAGCUCGAACCUGAGAACUCAGGGAAUGGUUUGCUUCUGACAAGUUUAUAUGCCGAUGUUGGUAGUUGGGAAAAUGUUAUAAGAAUGAAGAAGAUGAUAAAGAAGAAGAGGUUUAGAAGGUUUCUAGGCAGCAGCUGGGUAGAAACUGUUUGAUACUAAGAUUCAUUCUGGUUUAGAUUCCGAUGGUUCUGGUGUGAACUUAAAGCCUGAAAAUUGGAGGACUUUUUAUGACAUUGUCUUCUGUGGUAGACUUGGUCUUCACUGUUACAAUUUUCAGAAUGGUACAGACUACAAUUUUGAGUU